Messenger RNA from Cricetulus griseus (Chinese hamster), 1128 nucleotides. Lineage: Eukaryota; Metazoa; Chordata; Mammalia; Rodentia; Cricetidae. The record is from RefSeq and is a predicted model, not a curated record.
AUGAAUACCUCUCAUUUCCUGGCUUCCCUCUUCCCAGGAUUCCUACAGGGUAAGAAUGGGACCAAUCCAUUGGAUUUUGUCUACAACUUCUCUGAUGGCUGCCAGGAUUCAGUGGACCUGUUGGCCUUCAUCAUCACCACCUACAGCAUUGAGUCCAUCUUGGGGAUUCUGGGAAACCUCUGCUUGAUAUAUGUGACCACAAGACAAAAGGAAAAGUCCAAUGUGACCAACCUACUCAUUGCCAAUCUGGCUUUCUCUGACUUCCUCAUGUGCCUCAUAUGCCAGCCACUCACAGCCACUUACACCAUCAUGGACUACUGGAUCUUUGGUGAAGUCCUUUGUAAGAUGUUAACUUUCAUCCAGUGUAUGUCGGUGACAGUCUCCAUCCUCUCACUGGUCCUUGUGGCCUUGGAGAGGCACCAGCUCAUCAUUCAUCCAACAGGUUGGAAGCCCAGUAUUUUCCAGGCCUACCUGGGGAUUGUGGUUAUCUGGUUCAUUUCUUGCUUCCUCUCCUUGCCCUUUCUGGCCAAUAGUAUCCUGAGUGACCUCUUCCACCACAAUCAUUCUAAGGCUGUAGAGUUUCUGGAGGACAAGGUAGUCUGCAUUGUAUUCUGGUCCUCAGACCACCACCGUCUCAUCUACACUACCUUCCUGCUACUCUUUCAGUACUCUGUCCCUCUGGUCUUCAUCCUGGUUUGCUAUGUACGCAUCUACCAGCGCCUGCAGAGGCAGAGGCAUGUGUUCCACAAGGACACUUGUAGUUCACGAGUGGGGCAGAUGAAGCGAAUCAAUGGCACGCUCAUGGCAAUGGUGGCUGCCUUUGCAGUGCUGUGGCUGCCCCUGCAUGUGUUUAACACUCUGGAGGACUGGUACCAGGAGGCCAUUCCUGCUUGCCAUGGCAACCUCAUCUUCUUGAUAUGCCACAUGCUUGCCAUGGCUUCCACCUGUGUUAACCCUUUCAUCUACGGCUUUCUCAACACCAACUUCAAGAAGGAUAUCAAGGCUCUUGUGCUGACAUGCUAUUGCAGGUCACCCCGAGGGGAGUCUGAGCGUCUGCCACUGUCCACUGUGCACACAGACCUUUCCAAAGGAUCUGUAAGGCUGGGCAGCAAGUCUAACUUCAUAUAG